Molecule: messenger RNA, 8600 nt
Organism: Gadus morhua (Atlantic cod)
Lineage: Eukaryota; Metazoa; Chordata; Actinopteri; Gadiformes; Gadidae
Product: protocadherin-1-like
Biological process (GO): homophilic cell-cell adhesion
Cellular component (GO): plasma membrane
Molecular function (GO): calcium ion binding
Source: RefSeq, a predicted model, not a curated record
GGGGGGGGAGAACCCUAACGACGCUAUCUCAUCAGUCGCUCCGCAGCUGAUGCUACAGAUGGUUCUCUCUUCGGUCCCGGGCUACCGCGAGCUUCUGGGGGGACACGGUUCGGUUCUGUUCGGUGACGCUCGGUUCGGUUCCUGAACGCCCUCAGUCUGAUCGCCGGACAAAGUUGGUCCAGACGGAUGCGUCAGGCGAUCCUCGUCUCCAGAGCCAUCAGUUUGUCGAGUCGGAGCAAUGGCAUCCCCGUCCCUCCCCGUUGGACUAACGCUUCUGGUCUCCCACCACCACGUCUGAAUCCAUCAGGUCUGACUCCACCAGUUCUCCGCCACAGAACAGAACCAACAUUUUGCGGGGACAACUAAAGCCGGACCCCCGCCUCGGGACGCGAGGUUCUCGUCUCAACCGCCGGUGACAUGGAGAGCGGGGUUUUCACCGGGAACUUCUGAAGCUCAUGGAUCCGCCGAGUGAAGUUAUUUCAUCACUGCCACAGACGGGGAGGUUUGAGGGUUAGAAACCUGCCUCUGGAGCCGCCGGGAAUACUCGCUCAAGGCGGAUUUUACGCGACAGACGCACAACGGAGAAGUCAUCCAAACAGGUGGCCCGUCUCCUGAGCCCAUGGAUAUGAAUACUAAAGCGACCCUGCUCUGGGCCCUGCUCGUGCUGCACUGCGGCCCCACCGGGGGCAGCAUCCUGUACCGGGUGCAGGAGGAGCAGCCUCCCAACACCCUGAUCGGCAGCCUGGCGGCCGACCAGGGGCUGCCCGACUCGGGCCACCUCUACAAGCUGGAGGUGGGCGCCCCGUACCUGCGCGUGGACGGCAAGACCGGGGACAUCUUCACCACCGAGGUCCCCAUCGACCGCGAGACCCUGCGGGACUGCCGCGCCCAGGGGAAGGGAAAGCCCUGCUACCUGGAGUUCGAGGUGUCGGUGACGGACCUCAUCCAGAACCAGAGUCCCCGGCUCAUCGAGGGCCGCAUCGAGGUGCAGGACAUCAACGACAACACGCCGCAGUUCCCCUCCUCGGUGCUCACCAUCUCGGUGCCCGAGAACACGCACAUGGGCGCGCUCUUCUCCAUCCCCGUGGCGACCGACAAGGACUCGGAGCGCAACGGCGUGGCGGACUACGCGCUGGCGGCCGGGCCGGACGCCACCACGCUGUUCGGCCUGCAGGUGGCGGAGGACCGCGGGGAGAAGCUGCCCCAGCUCAUCGUGCUCGGGAUGCUGGACCGCGAGGUCAAGGACUCGUACGACCUGACCAUCAAGGCGGUGGACGGGGGCCACCCGCAGCGCUACAGCAGCGCCCUGCUCCGGGUGGUGGUCACCGACGCCAACGACAACUCGCCCAAGUUCGAGAAGUCCGCGUACGAAGCGGAGGUGCAGGAGAACAGCCCGGUGGGACACUCGGUGCUGCAGGUCAAAGCCAACGACUACGACAUGGGCCCCAACGGGGAGAUCGAGUACACCCUCCACCAGGCCCUGGACCCCGUUCCCAAGCUGCUCCGCAUCGACCGCUCCACGGGCAUCAUCUACGUGAAGGGCGCCCUGGACCGCGAGGAGGUGGACAGCCUGACCUUCUACGUGGUGGCCCGGGACCGGGGCCCGCAGCCCAAGAGCUCCAAGACCUUCGUGACCAUCGAGGUGACGGACCAGAACGACAACGCGCCCGCCGUGGAGAUCCGGGGCAUCGGCCUGGUCACGCACAGCGAGGGCGUGGCCAACAUCUCGGAGGACAUGCCGGUGGGCACGGCGGUGGCGCUGGUGCAGGUGUCGGACCGCGACGAGGGCGAGAACGCGGUGGUCACCUGCGUGGUGGCGGGCGACGUGCCCUUCCAGCUGCGGCCCGCCAGCGACUCGUCCAGCGACAACAAGAGGAAGUACUUCCUGCAGACGACCACGCCGCUGGACUACGAGCGGGUCCGGGACUACCGGGUGGAGAUCGUGGCGGUGGACUCGGGGAACCCGGCGCUGUCCAGCACCAACUCGCUGAAGGUGCAGGUGACGGACGUCAACGACAACUCGCCCAUCUUCUCGCCCACGCUGUUCGAGGUGGACUUCGCCGAGGAGAACCAGCCGGGCGAGCGGGUUCUGAACGUCAUCGCCGCCGACGCCGACAGCGGUAGUAACGCGGAGCUGGUCUACAGCAUCGUGGCCGACGCGUCCAUCAAGGGCCUGUUCGAGAUCGACCCCAGCUCCGGGGAGGUGCGAGCCCGGAGCCCCCUGGACCGGGAGCAGCGGGAGCGCUACGAGUUCCGGGUCACGGCGGCGGAUAAGGGGUCGACGAGUCACCGAGGCACCGCCACCGUGGUGAUAAGAGUCCUCGACCGCAACGACAACGACCCCAAGUUCAUGCUGAGCGGCUACAGCUUCUCCGUGCUGGAGAACAUGCCGCCGCUCAGCCCCGUCGGCAUGGUAACGGUCAUGGACGUGGACAAAGGCGAGAACGCCCACGUCCACCUCUCGGUCGAGCCCGACGGGGGGAAGUUCGUGGUGCAGAACGGCACCGGCACCAUCCUCUCCAGCAUCUCCUUCGACCGGGAGAAGGAGGGCAGCUACACCUUCCGGCUGAAGGCGGUGGACGGGGGCGACCCGCCCCGGUCCUCGUACGUGGGCGUGACCAUCAACGUGCUGGACGAGAACGACAACGACCCCGUGGUCACCAAGCCCGCCAACUACUCCUUCAAGAGGCUGUCGCCGCUGGCGACCCCGGACAGCCACGUGGAGGUGGUGGAGGCGGAGGACCUGGACAGUGGACCCAACGCCGAGCUCAGCUUCAGCAUCACCGGGGGCAACCCCUACCAGCUGUUCCGCAUCUCCCCCACCAACGGGGAGAUCACCCUGGCCAAGGAGCUGACCAGGAAGCACGGCGGGCUCCACCGCCUCGUGGUGCGCGUCAGCGACCGCGGGAAGCCGGCGCGCCACACCACCGCCCUGGUGCACAUCUACGUCAACGAGACCAUCUCCAACGUCACCAUGGUGGAGACGCUGGUGGGCCACAGCAUCUACACCCCGCUGGACCGCGACAUCGCCGGCGACCCGGACAACGGCUUGUCCGCGCAGCGCAGCAACAUCCUGUUCGGCAGCCUGGCGGGCAUCGCGGGCGUGGUCAUGCUCAUCCUGGCGGUGGUGUUCAUCCGCCACCGCAUCCACCGCGACACCAAGAGCGGCUACCAGGCCGGCAAGAAGGAGUCCAAGGACCUGUACGCGCCCAACAAGCAGGUGCCCAAGAACGGCAAGGGCAAGCGCGGCAAGAAGGGCAAGCCGUGCAAGUCGCCCAAACCCCUGGGCGAGGAGGAGGAGGUCAGCCUGCAGAAGAGCCACAAGUUCAACCUAGACGGGGGGGGCGACAGCCCCCGCAUCCACCUGCCCCUUACCUACUCCCCCGGCAGCCCCGACAUCGGCCGGCACUACCGCUCCAACUCGCCGCUGCCGUCCAUCCAGCUGCAGGCGCAGUCGCCGUCGGCCUCCCAGAAGCACCAGGCGGUGCAGGACCUGCCCGCCACCAACACCUUCGUGGGCACGGGCGGAGACGACAACUCCACGGGCUCGGAGCACUACUCCGACUGCAGCUACAAGACGGGCCAGUCAAAGUACAGCACCAAGCAGCACCCCCACCGGCGAGUCACCUUCUCCACCUCCCAGCCGGUGCAGCAGGACCUGCAGGACGCCUCCCACAGCUUCUACGACAGCGGCCUGGACGAGUCGGAGACCCCCAGCAGCAAGUCCUCCUCGGGGGGGCCCCGCCUGGGGCCCCUCACUCUGCCGGAGGAGCACUACGAGCGGACCACCCCCGACGGCAGCAUCGGAGAGACCGAGCACCCUGAGAACGACAUCCGCUCCCUGCCGGACGUGACGAUGACGGGGAACUGCACCCCGGAGUGCAGCGAGCUGGGCCACUCGGACGCCUGCUGGAUGCCCGGCCACCCCUCCCCCCUCCGCAAGGCCCCCCGGACCCUGCCCAAGCUCUCCACCUUCGUGCCUUACCAGGAGAGGGGCAGCCUGGGGCGCAUGGCCAACGGCAGCGCGCGCCCGGCCGGGGAGGAGCCCCCCAGGCCCCGCCUCCCCCCGUCCCGCAGUGCCUACGGCCCCGGAGGAGGCCGCGCCCCCUCCGGAGGAGGCCACGCCCCCUCCGGAGGCGGGGCCGGCCAGGACUGUCCGCUGGAGGAGAUCCCUCUGAAUGUUAGUGCCGGCGAGUUUCAGGCCGCCUCCCCCCCCUCCGCCAACACCCCCAAGAGGGAGAUCUACCUGUGAUCGCAAUGCAUUGUGGGUCCCCCUGGUUUAGACACGCACACAGUCGCCCACGGGCACGCUCGCACGCACACAUGCAGUCUCCUCGCAUACAUGCACACACAUAUACACACAUGCGCGCACACAGAAAACAUGCACACACACACACACAAAAGGAUAAAUAGGCAGUCCAAUCAUCGAAGCCAAUGCCCUUUUUGUAAUUAACAGUAAUUAACAGUAGCCUGUAAUGUGCUUCAUUGCUGGCAUGGAGCAUAUUCCUUUUCUUUAUUAAAUUAUUCUGUUUAAUUAUGAGCUUAUUUAUUGUGAAUUCCACUAAUUAGUUGAAUUAUUCAUUUAUCUAUACAAGUUCCUUAAUUAAUAAUCCACACUGAAAUGCGAUGAUGGUCACAAUGGAAAGAAAAAAAACACCCGUUUAACCGCCCGCCGCCAACGACGGCUCGCGGAGUCGCCGUGCCAACACCGCACCCUUCUGAGGGUCUCAAAACGCUGACUCUCUCACGGCGUCGGAUUCGACGCUCACGUCACGAGGCCGACCGCUCCGACGUCACUCAUGGGAGUCCAGACGACCGACGCCCCGGAUGGACUGACGGACGCCCGGUCUCUCUUAAUGUACUAAAGUGUAAAUACGUUCAAUGGUGUGUUCUAGAUAUAUUUUUGUCUGGCAGAAGCUGAGAUGGCCUCAGAGUUUUAGCAUAUUGAGCUUUUCUUUGCUGCUGCUGCUGCUGUUCUGCACUGGACUGAAGGUGUGAAGGCGGAGCUAGAUGUUGUGGAAGGUGACGUGAAGUCUCAUGUAUGCCCUUUUAGUUACAUACACACGUACACACACGUACACACACAGUAACAUGCAAAGGCACACGUAGACACACACGCAGACACACACACAUACACACACACACACACACACACAAAGGUGCACAAAAAUGCACCCAUACAUUUGCACAAACACAGAUAUUUGUACACACACACGUCUGUGAGCCCCAAUCACAGCAGAAGAGGUUUCUCCUUUUGUCUGCAUGACUAGCAGAGGGAGCUGUGCUGAAUACACACACACACACACACACACACACACACACCCCAUGCUCAGCACUGUGACCUGACGUCCGUCUUCAGGGUGGUCUGCAGUCCCACGUCCGCUACAUGAGCUCAAACUACGUCACACGACCGUUCUCCAUCUGAGUGACAAUCGGACCCUCUCUCUAGCCGAUAGGCUGACUCUGAAUCAGCCAAUGGGCACGAGGCGCGUACUGUAACAGAGGUACUGCAUUACCUCCAAUGAGUUUGAAAAUCUUGUUUGUGGCCACAGCCUACGAGAACCUUAAAGGGCCCCUGUUUUCAGGGCAAACCAUUUUCAAACCAAUCAAUCUAGCUUGUGACAUCACAGGUGGGCGUGCCCUCCACCCUGAGGCCUGAUGGAUGCGUCCACCUCCACCCCUCCCAGGUGGUACUGUCCGUCAGGCUGGUGACCCCGGUAACCCCCUAUCCAUCACCCCCAACGAAGACCCGCCCACUUGUGAUGUCACACACGGCUACAUCUUCGCGUUAGCUGUCGGAACAGGGAGCCUAUUGGAUCGAUCAAAGACACUCCGGCGUCACGUGGCAGGUCGUCAUGACGACGGCUCGUGUAGCCCCGACCCGCGUCGUGUGACGGCGAGCUCGUCGCCGGGGGUUACAUUUAAACACAGAACACGAGGACCUUGGGUGGUUGAUGUUUGUAGAAAUAGGAUGUGGAAUGCGAAAAUACAAAAACAAAGAAAAAAAUCAAGUGUGACUCUGUUAGGGGAGGGGGGGGGGGGGGUUUCCUACGAGGAAGUAUCCGAAUCUGUCCGACCCAAUCAAGUCCCCCCCUGCUCCCUGUGUGUGAAUGAUAUUUUCUACGAGCCCAUGUUGGAGGAAACCCUGAACCACAGUCGCUGUCCAUUUCGAUGAUCGUUGUAUUGAGGACAACAUUCUUUAUUUGUACUCGGUUAAGCUUCUAGAUUUCUAUUCCCUCCACUCCUCCUCCUCCUCCUCCUCCAAUCGAGCAGAGGAUAAGAAAUAGGCCAAGCCCGUGGGCUUUGUCUAUCUUUACAAGGCUUCACCGAGUGAUUGUGAGGGAUGCCUGUGAAGGAGGCGAUCUAUUAGUGGGUAAUUGGAUUAUAAUGAUGACUACGGCGGGGCUGCCUCUCAGCCCCGCACAUCCCAGCCCACGCCUCUGAUUUGAACAUUGAUUCGAUUAGAUUCGUGGCAAACUUUUGCCGUUUGGUGGGUGACCUCUGCUUAGCGUUUUUCUUUCGGAGAUAGUGGCGGUGAGUAAGAGGGGUGCGCGAGCGAACGGACGUCUCCUAAUUAGAGUGAGUAAUGAGACAGGCGUCCGAGCGUCACAACCGGGCCAUGAUGCAGACCCCCCCCGCUACGCUCCACUACGCUCACUUAAAACACCCGGCUGGUUUCAUCUGUGCUCCUCUCGCGCAUCACCACGGAGCGAACCAUAUUUUAAAUAAUUAGGAAGAAAAACACACACACACGCGGAAAUGACCAGACGUCCCAGUUAUUAAAUACGGUUGGUGGACGGUGGGUCUCGCUGCCCCCGAGGGACGGCUGAGCACUUCAUGCUGUUUCCGAAGCCGUUUAGCGAGGUGUAAUUCAUGCGAAAAGUUUGGAUUAAAGCCAAAACAGGCAGCCAUGCAUCGCGUGGCUGCGCUGGGCUGGGCUAGGCUUCACGCGGAGGUGCGGCGGCCGCGGUCGUUGACCUGGAAGUCAUGAGACGUGUGAGAGCAGCAGCGGCGAGCGAUGAGGCCCAGCCGCCCAGCCACGGUAAUGACUUUAUCUUGUCACUCGACUCGGUGCAGAAGCCAUUCAGCUGCACUGGCUUCUGCGAUGACAUGGACGUUAGUAAUCUAACCUGGCAUCCAGUGUGGCUGCUCUCUCGCUCCCUCCCUCUCUCGCUCCCUCGCUCGCUCUCUACGCUUUGUAAAGGACAACAACAACGGAAUUUCACAAAGUAAACAGAGACAGGAACGGCGUUGUGCGAAUCUGCCGAUUUAUAAAUCACACGCGGUAACAGCAACGCCGUUUAGGAAACAGAACACUCGGCCAGUCGGUUUGUAGGGCUGAGUCGGAGGGGCCGUCUCAGCAGUGGUCCAGAGGUGCAAACACACAAGUCGUCACCUAUAGACGUUUCCUUCACACCUCCUCGGUGUUGGAUCCUCUCGCUGCGCCCGCCUGCCCUGCUCGCGGCCUCAGUCUGUGGGAGCGGCUGCUCUCGCCGUGACCGUGCCCUGACCCCAGGCUGAAUCAAUAUCUUUAGCUCUUCUUUUCUCUGCUCCCGAAAAACACGAAUUCUAAAGCGCCUUCACCGGGCGGGGAGGCACCUGAACACGACGGAGUGAGAGGCAACGGGGGCUUCAUUUGUGUUUUGGUGUUGAUUUCAUGUUAACUUCACUUGAGUAUCUUUUUGCCUAACUGUAACGUGUAUUGUGCUGGUGAACCUUGUGUGGACAGAUGGCUUAACGGUGCGUAGUGAGUACGGGCGUCGGAUCUUCUAGCGUGCUGGUCCCAGUCUCUUAGCAAACUGGUUGUGAAAAAAAUUGUUUCAAAACUCUUUGGUGGUGUAGUGUACAUAGGUAUCACGCCGCCCGACACGUUAAGCAUGAAUUCCAAAGAUUAUUGGUAGAUACUGUUUACUGUUUUUUCUGAGAUGUUAGUGCUGGCUCCUCUGGCGGGAGGAAGUGGGGUGUGUGGGGGGGGGGUCUCAAAAGAACUGGAAGGACACGGACACUCUUCAUCUUUUACACACUGAACACCUGCAGAAGACCAAUGCCUUGAGACCACGUCUGAGCGGGCUUCUAGUUGUUAUCCUAACCGUUGGUAUAUUUAUAUAGGACUCAAAAUGCUUGUGAUGCCAUGUCUUUGUACAGUUUUAUGUACAUAUAAAGUGAAGCUUUCUAAAAGUUCUGACCGAGAAAAUUCGGAUGGCAUAUAAAAAUUGUAACAUUGUUUUCUUGAUACGUGCACAUCUUGCCUUGGUUGGGGUGGACGACUGCAGAGUCCCAGUGAAUGUGGCCGUUCUAUGCCUGCACAGAAGUCACACGCACACACAUACACACGCACACGUAACACACACACACACACACACACACACACACACACACACACACACACACACACACACACACACACACACACACACACAGGCACUCCUGAGGACUUUGAAUUCAGAUUUUAUGUUUCUCGUGAACAGUGGAUUGUCUUAUCCUACCAGUUUGUUAAAUUCCUGUUCUGCUUCGUUCCGUUUUCGCAUGUUGACAAAAAUCCUUGUAAUAAUGUAAGUCCUCAUGAAAUUUGUAAUAAAAUCACUUCAGGGAAAAGUAAA